GUUGUCCACAGCCUAAGCCUAUCCAAUCUGAUCCGAGCCAAAGAGCGCAAUCCGAACGAAAGUUGGCCAUCAUGGCGGAAAUCAUAGCCCAAUCCGUAUCUGAAGACUACUCAAGCCACCAGGCGCUGGUCGCACACGACGGCGAAGUUGAGGUGCCGACGGUCUACGAGAUACGUUUCGCCGACGACCCGACCGAAAGCACACUACAGAGGAAAUGGUCGCCCGCCGUCACCGAACAGUUCAUCCUACUUCGGCACGAGAAGCGACGCUUCUUCAAUGGCAAACGAAACACCACCAAGGCGUUGUACCAGCAAAUCCUGGAUGAAAUCGGCCUCGGAGGCGUCGUGUCGGCCGACCAGGCGCGCAAGAAGUGGAACAACCUCAUGGCCAAGUACCGGGUUGAAAAGGCGGAGAUUGAAAAGAAAGAGCGCGAGGGAGACCCUGUGCCCGAAGGCCUCAUCUGGCCCUACUACAAGCUCAUGGACACAGUCAUGAAGGACAUCGACGGCACCUUGUCUGUGCUGAUGCCCUCGCCACAGCCACGCGUCCAGUUCCUCCAGCAGCGAUACUCCAUCCCCAGCAUCCAGAGCACGGCAGACGGCGAGACCCUUGUCGAAACAGAGGUCUAUGAACCCGUGGAAGGAGGCGUGGCCCGAGCGCUGCAGUCGAUGCCCACCCCACUCGCCUCCCACCUCAACUCGGCUGCGCGGCGGCGCAUCCGCCGAGAGCUGACUUUCGAGGAGCGCCUCCUCAAGGCAGUCGAGGCAGGAAACGAUACAUUGGAGAAAGUGAGCCGCACAGUUGAGACUCAGGGAAACGCCCUCUUGUCCGUUCUGCAGCGGCUGGCAGAUGAAAUUUGCAAGACGACGUAGUGCCCGCUUGGCCUGCUUUUGCGAUCACCACCCUGUGCCACCGGCCAGCCGUCGAGGACAGCUGGUCUUUUCAUUUUUGUCAAGGGGCAUUAAACAGUGUUUGUUGUUUAGAGAAGUGCACCAGUCAUUCUGCCUCCUUUCUAUGCACACUUUUGAGAAAGAUUUUGACUUGUUUGAGCAUUAAAAG
Dermacentor silvarum is the source of this 1059-nucleotide messenger RNA. RefSeq lists its product as uncharacterized. The transcript has 6 exons. Lineage: Eukaryota; Metazoa; Arthropoda; Arachnida; Ixodida; Ixodidae. The record is from RefSeq and is a predicted model, not a curated record. The coding region runs from base 72 to 872 and encodes 266 amino acids.